AAGAACCGACCAAUCAUGUUGCUCCAUAGCAAAACAAAGUUUAGGACCUCUGCCUAAAUGUUUGCUAGCUAACUUCGAAACAUUUUUUAAGCUACAAAUACAACAAAAGCAAAUGUCAGCGUUAGUUAGUUAAUUCACGCUGUCCAGGGCAGUACAUUUGAGUCCUGCACAGGCCGCUGGUCACACAGUUGCGUCAGAAGUAAUGUUAGCAUACGUAUAAUUGAACUAGCAUCAGUCGUUGUUUACUACAAUGUAGUUAGCAUUAGCUCAGACGGUUAGAUUUUAAUUUUUUGUCAAGUCUACGACGACGGCGUUUCUAAUGAGGAAAGUUCGUUUUGGGCCUCAGGAACCCCAAUUCUGUGUCCUUCCUGCAAAGUUACGUAUUGUGUGACUAAUAGACGGAUGUUCUGGACACAAAGAUGGAAAUGUCAGCAAAAGGAAAGGCCAAAAGGAUGCACCUGAAUGCAGCGGAGUGUGAUGAGCUGGGACAAAGUGCAGCUGGCACGAGUUCUCUCACCCAGCCCAACGCCGUCAACCACGCGCAGGGCAAUCACAACCCCAACCGGGGGUUUUACCCCAGGACACCCACCAAGCGGCGGAAGUGUGCAUCUGCAUCGGUAAGUCCUUUCAAACAAAAAGGCAUCAACAACUUCUUCUCUGUGACUGGAGUCCUCAGUUCCAGUCCGCACAAAUCCUCCUCCAAGCCCUGCUCUUCCAAACAUACAAAUGGGCUAAACGGAGAGCUCUUUCCUGAAGAACGAGAGGAGGAGGAUGACGAUGAUUAUAGCCUAUUAGCAGUCCCAUUGGCUGCAGAACCUAUAGCCGAGGAGGAGGAAGACGAGGUUGAUGAUGAGACCCUGUUAGCUGCCGAGAUGGCAUCACAGCCUGAGACAAAGAAGGAGGAAGCGGUGGAUUAUCUGGAGGGAAUGACGGCAGAGAUGUUUUGGGAUGAUGAUGAGUUUGACAGUGACUUUCAGAAUGAGGAAGAGGAGGUGGAGGCCCUCCCUGACGCCCACUAUGGUCUCCUGGGCAGCGGCAAGGUCCUGCUGCAGCCCCAGGGCUGCAUGGAGGACCUGCCAGAGGAGGUGCUGAGGCAAGUUCUGUGCCUCGUCCCCGCCCCGGACCUCUACCGCAACGUCCGCCUCGUCUGCCAUCACUGGAGGAACAUCGUCCAGGACCCCAAGUUUGUCCCCUUCAAGAAACAAUAUUUCUGCUACAUGAUGAGAGAAAAGGAAACUAUGCUGGAGAUCUGCUCCAUCCUGAAAAACGGCAGCAUAACGGAUCCACCUUCAUCACAGAACAGCAUACGGCACCUUGUACUUUUGAUGGCCCAGCAUAGGUUUGGAGAGCGGGUGAGGCCGGAGGACGUUCUGCAGUGUGUUAAGAAACAUCGUCUUUUCCCUCAUGCUGAGGCCUCCAUCAGAUUACGGAUUCCUGAUAUUCAGAAGUGCUUUAACCUUGGUAUUGAGGGUCCCAACCCGUACGCCGUCAUGGCCGUCAUACUGAUCCUGGGUGAGAAUGUAGGUGACGUGCAGACCUUAGUGUCUCUGCUCACCAGCUGCUUGUCGCACACUGCUAUCACGGAGUACCUCAGCCACAUGGCCAUGAUGUUGCUCGCCAUAAAAAGAAACAACAUCAAGAUCAGUAACAGGUCGUAUUACAACAUCUACUACGUGCUUCACCUGAUGGAGAAUGGUCCUUUUUCUGUCGGCUCCGGUCAGAGCAAGCAGCCUCAGAUUCAUCUCACACGUGAACAGCAGCAGAUCCUCAGCCAUGACAUCCAGCCGGAUCAUGUUGUCAAGAUUGUGGCCUUUGCAGGUACAGGGAAGACGACCACGUUGGUGAAGUACGCUGAGCAGCGGCCACACCUGCGCUUCCUGUACGUGGCCUUCAACAAGUCGGUGGCCAGUGAAGCGCGGCGGCGUUUCCCCAGCAACGUGGCCUGCAAGACUAUCCACUCGUUGGCCUUCAAUGACGUUGGGAGGAAAUAUCAUAAUCACCAGAAGCUGACCCUCAACAUGAAGCCAUUCUCCAUCAGCUUUGUUCUGCCUAAGGGCCGUGGCGCCUUUAGCAAGGCCAAAGUGGUCACCACAACUCUCAACGCCUUCAUGGCUUCAACGGAUGAGACCAUCAGGGCCAGGCAUGUCCCCUGCUACAUUAAAAACAGGGAUGGCCAGAGGCAAGAUAUACCCGAGGGUGAAAUAGCGUUGUUUGUGCAGGACGCGAAGGAGAUCUGGAACAAAAUGAAAGAACUCAGUAAGACCAAAAUAGACGCCUUCCGCAUGACUCAUGAUGGUUAUCUGAAGUUAUGGCAGCUCCAAGUCCCGAAGCCAUGCCUGUCUGACAAAUACGAUGUCCUUUUCAUCGACGAGGCUCAAGACUGCACUCCAGCCAUCAUGGAUGUGCUUCUGUCUCAGAGAUGCGGGAAAAUCCUGGUUGGAGAUCCCCACCAGCAGAUCUACACCUUCAAAGGAGCCGUCAACUCCUUGAACAUUGUCCACCACACACACAUCUACUACUUGACACAGAGCUUCCGGUUCGGUGCAGAGAUCGCCUACGUGGGCGCCACCAUCCUUCAAGUUUGUAAAGGAGUGGAGAAGAUUCUAGUAGGAGGAAAGCAAAAAGGCGGUGUGUGUGACGAGGACGCAGACAAGAUUGGAGAGGCUUUGAACACGGGGGUCAGUCUUGGCCAGGGGAAGACGGCCAUCUUGGCUAGAUGCAAUAUCACUGUGUUCAGCGAAGCCGUCCGGCUCACCGAUUCCAACCCGCAGUGCCAGAUCCACCUCAUCGGAGGCCUCCCAGGUAUCGGCCUGGAUAGGAUCAUGGACAUCUGGAACCUCAUGAAAGGGAAAAAAUACAUCAAGGAUCCGAUGCUUCGCUCCUUUGCCAAAAGAAAUGAAGGUUGUGGCUUCUUUGCUCUAAAGAGGUACGUCCAACAGACUGAGGAUCUGGAACUGGACGGCAAAGUCAACAUUGUCGAAAAGUACGGAAAUCGCAUCCCUGAACUGGUCAGCCGCCUGGAAAGGUGCUUUGUAGAGGACUUCAACGCAGCAGAUUUCAUACUGGGGACGGUCCACAAGGCGAAAGGUCUGGAGUUUGACACAGUGAUGGUCACCGAUGACUUUACCAAAGUUCCCUCUUCAAUGCACAACCUGCACUACCAUUCCAACUUCUCCUUCUAUGAAGUUCCUGCCGAUGAGUGGAACCUGCUGUACGUGGCGGUGACCCGUGCCAAGACCUCACUGAUCAUCACUAAGACCGUCCGCCGAAUCCUCACAAUGGCUGGGGAAUACUUCCUGAAGUCGGAGAUGCCGGUGGGCAACCCCCUCCCCUGCUGUGUCACAGACUGUCCCAACUGCACCACACCCGGCUCAGCAUUCAUCAUGUGCAAACAACAGAUGAAAUGUUCUGAUGGUGUGUCCCACGGCGGCCCGUUGUGUGAGAGGUGUGUGUGGACUCGCAUCGGGCCAACUGCCUUCCUCAUGACCGACGACGUGAUCUCAAUGGCUGAAAUACCAAGAAGACUCGGCCAGCAGUUCCACCACGUGAUAAUUCGAGGCGUUAUUUAGUGUUGCUCGUCUUCAAGGACCUUAAAUUAAAGAACCCUCAGGUUAAACCAGCCGGGAUGACAGACUAAAACAGACUGACAAGUGUGUUGAAAUUGUUGAAAAUGUUGAAAAAAUUGUUGAAAACGUGUUUUUAACGGACAAGGAAUGUUGCAAUGUGACUGUUUUUUGGUGUGUGUUUUUAUCUCUGGAUUGGAUGUAAUUACAUCCAGACGAGAUGCAAGUUUAGAAUUUGCGAUUCACAGCCUAAAGCUCCCAGUAGCCAAUACUGAGCUUUAACUGGAGAGCAUUGUGAUUGUGCUAUAGUGUGAGUGUAUAUAUAUAUAUAUAAAAAAAACUGCUGGCAGACUUUUCUACUUUGACUAAAAAAGAAA
Centropristis striata (black sea bass) is the source of this 3940-nucleotide messenger RNA. It is a transcript of the gene fbh1, whose product is annotated as F-box DNA helicase 1. Gene Ontology annotation, biological process: double-strand break repair via homologous recombination; replication fork processing. Lineage: Eukaryota; Metazoa; Chordata; Actinopteri; Perciformes; Serranidae. The coding region runs from base 420 to 3569 and encodes 1049 amino acids. The transcript has 21 exons. Gene Ontology annotation, cellular component: nucleus. Gene Ontology annotation, molecular function: ATP binding; protein binding; 3'-5' DNA helicase activity. The record is from RefSeq and is a predicted model, not a curated record.